AAGUUAAAGAGCUCGCUGCUCUGUUCUCUCCUCUCCCUCUCUUCCCUUCCUUUUCUCCUUCCUCAUUAGACGAACAAAGGGAGUCCACUACAAGAUCAAACACGACCCCGACCCAACACCAAGACAGGAACUCUAAAACCUCAGCAGCAGCUUUCCCUCCUUCCAUCCCUGCAAGGACACCUCUGAAUUAGGGAGGAGGUGUGCAUGGGAGUAUGGAGGCGACCAACAGCAGCAACAUCGUCGCGCCGUUCGUCAUGAAGACCUAUCAGAUGGUCAACGACCCGUCCACCGACAACCUCAUCACUUGGGGCAGGGCCAACAACAGCUUCAUUGUCGUCGAGCCCCUCGACUUCUCCCAGCGCAUCCUCCCGGCCUACUUCAAGCACAACAAUUUCUCCAGCUUCGUCCGUCAGCUCAACACCUAUGGGUUUCGGAAGGUGGAUCCCGAUCGGUGGGAGUUUGCGAACCAGUGGUUCCUCCGGGGCCAGAAGCACCUGCUGUCCAACAUCGUCCGCCGGAAACACAGCCGGAACGUGCAGUACAAGAGCGAGCUCGACAUGGACGAGGAGGAGCUGCUGGUCGAGAUUGCCCGCCUUAGAGACGAGCAAAGGGCGCUCGAGGAGGAGCUCAAGGGCAUGAACCAACGGCUCGAGGCCACCGAGCGGCGGCCCCAGCAGAUGAUGGCCUUCCUCUGCAAGGUCGUCGAGGACCCGGACUUGAUCCCGCGGAUGAUACUCGAGAAGGACCUCAAAGCCCGGAACCAGCUACCCUCGGGCGAGAAGAAGAGGCGGCUCAUGAUUAAUAACAACCCCGCCUCCUCGUCAUCUUCCUCGAGCAUGGCGGUAUCCAGCUCCAUCAAGAGCGAGGAGGAAGAUGACGGUGCAAUCGGAGUGAUCUCCUCGCCUGAGGUCGGGUAUGACAUGGAUAACUUCUGCCACUCGUCUUCCCCGCCGAUGCCGGCCCCCUUACAGUCUUAUACGGCGGUCGGUUACAGUAAUACUCCGCGGCAGGGGAGCGCGGGGCAGUUUGGGUAUUUCGCGGAGAUGGGGACGGAGGAGGCCAGUCCCCGACCGCCACCGCCUUAUCCGUUUUCAUUGUUAGGGGGUGGCUUUUAAUUAGUUUGCUUCACGAGAUUUAUCUUGGAUUCUAUCAGUCUGUAUUAAUUAUUUAUUUUUCGUUCCUUUUUUGGGUCUCCUUUUUCUCCGUUUUCUUCAUCAAUGUAUACAUUAAAAGAAAACAUCUAAAUUACGCUCUUAAUAUUCUGUCCAUGUCAAUAAUAAAGACUAGAAAGAAAAUGAAAAUAUUGAUUGGAUGUGUUUUUUUU
Punica granatum (pomegranate) is the source of this 1324-nucleotide messenger RNA. The record is from RefSeq and is a predicted model, not a curated record. Lineage: Eukaryota; Viridiplantae; Streptophyta; Magnoliopsida; Myrtales; Lythraceae.